Zeugodacus cucurbitae (melon fly) is the source of this 1034-nucleotide messenger RNA. RefSeq lists its product as uncharacterized. The record is from RefSeq and is a predicted model, not a curated record. Lineage: Eukaryota; Metazoa; Arthropoda; Insecta; Diptera; Tephritidae. Bases 320 to 673 code for a protein of 117 amino acids. The transcript has a single exon.
UAUGGAGAAAUUUCAAAAGCGACACAACAAUAGCAACGGCAACGGCAACAUCAUCGGCUACACGCUGCUGAGGUGCAAAAAAUAUUCAGUUUGUUUUGCUACAUCCAUCCAUACAGACGCGAAGCGGUGCGCGUGCGCAGAAAUCAAUCACGAGUAAAAUUGUGUUAACAUUUAGACGUAAAGAGAUACAUUCUUAAAGCGCUACCAAUCUUAUAACGGUUAAAAGAAUUGUUGCAUAAGCAGAAAUAACAAAGACCAACAUUAAGUAACCGGAGAAAAACAAUCAAUCAGUUACGCUACUUACGUCUCCGCACAAAUUAUGGCUAAAUUGUUGCAUCAGUUUGUUGUGAUUCUGCUCAGUCUGAGCAUUGUGGGUCUUGCCUGGGGUCGUGCGACUAGCGCAAAGACGACGCAAGCGCCGCUGGCAGAUAACAGCAAACAAUUAUUUGUCUUCGGCAGCGGCAAGGAGACGAGUCCACCAGACUUUGUGCGCCUGGUCGUCAUGCGGCUCAUUUACGGACUCGCCUCGACUAUGGGGCUGGAAGAACGACUGGAGGAUGCUUUCAAUGGUGCCUUUGUGCCGCCGAAUGCCGAUGGUGGGCUCUUCAGUUUCGGCGGUUACGACGAUGACGAUGAUGGUGGCGCUUUCGGUGCACUCUUUGAUGACAUCUAGAGCGCAGUGGGUCAGUGCGCAGAACGGUGAAUGUGCGGUGUAUGCUAUCUGUGGUUGUAACAGUUGGACUUUCGAAGCGAUUUACAUUUCCAUAUAUACACCAGCAUAUCUGUGUGUAUGUGGGUCAAGUGUGCGCGUAGUGAAAGAUAGAGUGACCAAAAAUAUUGUAUUAAAUUACGUUUAAUUUAAAUUAUUUAUUUUAUUUAAGUGUAGUUCUUUAGUGUGUAAGACUAUAUGUAAAAAAAAACUAUUCGAAAACUAUUUUUUAGCACACCAGUGUGAAAAAAUUCUAAUUAUGUCAUUUAAUAAAAGCGGAAGCGCUGAAAAAGUGUUACGAAAGUGGAGAAAAAAAAUACAAUAA